Messenger RNA from Solanum verrucosum, 855 nucleotides. Its product is annotated as short chain aldehyde dehydrogenase 1-like. Gene Ontology annotation, molecular function: oxidoreductase activity, acting on the CH-OH group of donors, NAD or NADP as acceptor. The transcript is spliced from 3 exons. The record is from RefSeq and is a predicted model, not a curated record. The coding region runs from base 1 to 855 and encodes 284 amino acids. NCBI's taxonomy places the organism in Eukaryota, Viridiplantae, Streptophyta, Magnoliopsida, Solanales, Solanaceae.
AUGUCAAGUGAAUUAUAUUCCAUGGCCUCCAUCUCCUCCAUUGCUAAAAGGCUAGAGGGCAAAGUAGCAAUCAUAACAGGUGGUGCUAGUGGUAUUGGUGAAGCUACGACAAGACUUUUCACCAAACAUGGUGCAAAAGUUUUGAUUGCGGAUGUCCAAGACGAUCAAGGCCAAUCCAUCAUCAAAGAAAUAGGUGAAAAUAGAGAUGUCUCUUACGUACAUUGUGAUGUGAAAGUAGAAAAAGAUGUCAAGAAUGUAGUGGACAUGGCGAUUUCUAAGUACGGCAAGCUUGACAUAAUGUUCAGUAACGCUGGAGUUCCAGGACAACCAGAUACCACCAUCUUGAAAUCAGACUACGAAAAUUUCAAAAACGUAUUCGACGUGAACGUCUUCGGGGCAUUAAUGUGCGCGAAACACGCGACUCGUGUGAUGAUUCCACCCAAAAAAGGAAGCAUUAUUUUCACUUCAAGUAUCGCCUCGGUGACCUAUGGUGACGUGGCACACACGUAUUUGGCAUCGAAACACGCGAUAGUGGGGCUAGCAAAAAAUUUAGGUGUUGAAUUGGGAGAACAUGGAAUUAGGGUUAAUUGUGUUUCUCCAUUUGGUGUGGCAACUCCAAUGUUGAUGAAUGGUUUUGGAAUUCACGACAAAGAAAAAGUUGAGGAAUUUGUGUCACAAAUUUCAAACUUGAAAGGGACAAUUUUGGAGGGUGAGGAUGUUGCACAAGCAGCAUUGUACCUUGCUAGUGAUGAAUCAAAGUAUAUAAGUGGGAUGAAUAUAUUGAUUGAUGGUGGAUAUAGUACUACAAAUGUUGCUCUCAAACAAGGCAUUAGGAAGAUUGGUAGUCUUGAAUGA